AUGAGCUUGCCGAAAAGAGGUCAUGAUGAUGGAGCUGAUAUCGACGGUAAUGGUGCUGGCGAUUCCAGUGAUAAGAAGGUAAGUGGACAGUACUUCGGUUUCACUGUUUCGAAUAAUGUUUCCUUGACCAGAGGGGCAAUUACUGGCUGA
Loa loa (African eye worm) is the source of this 150-nucleotide messenger RNA. RefSeq lists its product as hypothetical. The record is from RefSeq and is a predicted model, not a curated record. Bases 1 to 150 code for a protein of 49 amino acids. Lineage: Eukaryota; Metazoa; Nematoda; Chromadorea; Rhabditida; Onchocercidae. The transcript has a single exon.